ACCACAUUGGACCUGGAGAUCGGUGUUCUCAUUUCAGCUCUGCUGACUGGCUUUCUGCAAGCUAUCUUCCCUCCCCAGACCUCAGUUUCCCUCUCUGCUGAGCCAGAAGAUGUCUAAAGCCCCCUUUGGUUCCACCCUGAGAGCCUGUCUCCAUACCCCAACUUCUCCCCCAGUUCGGAGAACCCAGGCAUCCAGUUGCCCCACCCCAGCUCUGGGUAAACAGGAAGCUGGGUGAGGGGAGCUGGGGUGUGUGGAAAGUCCCAGCCAGGUGUGUAGGUCUACAGGGAGGGGGUGGCCCCAUCCCUGAGGUAUGAAAGCCCCCGCUCUGCCUCUGGUUCAGUCUCAAUGGGGGCAAUGGGGCUGGAGGGCAGGGGUGGGAGGCUCCAGGGGAGGGGCUCCCUCCUGCUGGCUGUGGCAGGAGCCACAUUUCUGGUGACCCUGUUGCUGGUGGUGCCUAUCACUGUCCUGGCUGUGCUGGCCUUGGUGCCCCAGGAUCAGGGAGGACUGGUAACGGAGACCGCUGACCCCGGGGCACAGGCCCAGCAAGGACUGGGGUUUCAGAAGCUGCCGGAGGAGGAGCCAGAAACAGAUCUCAGCCCCGAGCUCCCAGCUGCCCACCUCAUAGGCGCUCCGCUGAAGGGGCACGGGCUAGCCUGGGAGGCCGCGAAGGAACAGGCGUUUCUGAGCAGCGGGACGCAGUUCUCGGACGCCGAGGGGCUGGCGCUCCCGCAGGACGGCCUCUAUUACCUCUACUGUUUCGUCGGCUACCGGGGCCGGGCGCCCCCUGGCGGCGAGGGUCCCCGGGGCCGCUCGGUCACGCUGCGCAGCUCGCUGUACCGCGAGGGGGGCGCCUACGGGCCGGGCACUCCGGAGCUGCUGCUCGAGGGCGCCGAGACCGUGACCCUGGUGCUGGACCCGGCCGGGAGGCAAGGGUACGGGCCUCUCUGGUACACGAGCGUGGGGUUCGGCGGCCUGGUGCAGCUCCGGAGGGGCGAGAGGGUGUACGUCAACAUCAGUCACCCCGAUAUGGUGGACUUCGCGAGAGGGAAGACCUUCUUUGGGGCCGUGAUGGUGGGGUGAGGGGCUAUGACUGCGUGAUGCGAGUGUGUGAAUAUUGGGGGCCCGGACGCCCAGGACCCCAUGGCAGUGGGAAAAAUGUAGGAGACUGUUUGGAAAUUGAUUUUGAGUCCGAUGAAAAUAAAGAAUGGAAAGCUUCAGUGCUGCUGAUACAGGU
Cebus imitator (Panamanian white-faced capuchin) is the source of this 1234-nucleotide messenger RNA. It is a transcript of the gene LTB, whose product is annotated as lymphotoxin beta. Lineage: Eukaryota; Metazoa; Chordata; Mammalia; Primates; Cebidae. Gene Ontology annotation, biological process: immune response. The transcript has 4 exons. Bases 346 to 1080 code for a protein of 244 amino acids. Gene Ontology annotation, cellular component: membrane. Gene Ontology annotation, molecular function: CD40 receptor binding; tumor necrosis factor receptor binding. The record is from RefSeq and is a predicted model, not a curated record.